This is a messenger RNA of Trichoderma asperellum CBS 433.97, 747 nucleotides long. NCBI's taxonomy places the organism in Eukaryota, Fungi, Ascomycota, Sordariomycetes, Hypocreales, Hypocreaceae. The record is from the annotation of a RefSeq genome assembly.
GGGCUUGUUUAUAUACGGGGCGGGGGCAGCGCCGCAAUCAGUAGGUCCUGAGCUCUGCGCUGCUAGCUUCGCAGCUCUGGGCGGGCAGCUGGUCCCCUGUCUGCCACAAAGCCACGGCAGCAUGUACCUCCAGGCCGCUAGAGCUCUGGUGGAGCCCCCGCCAGCGGGCCAGUGGCCAGACCCUCGUCGUCACCGUCACCCACACCUACAGCGCUGGCCUUUGUUUGGCCGCGAUCCCGGCGGCACACCUGCGUUGCUGCUUCGAGGCCGCCUUCUAGCGCAAGUACCGGUACAAGCCAAGCGUGGCAGCGCCCCUCUUCUCCCCGGCCGGGAAGCGAUCCUGCGCAAGCCAAAUCUUAGCACUUUGGAUGGCUUUUCUGACCAUCUGCGGUGCCAGCCAUCCAUCCAUGUACACAUCGCAUCGAGCAGCUUGGCACGCCCACCACCCACCACCACGUCGCUCUCUUUCUCUCUCGCGCGCUCUCUGCCGUUACUCUAUUGUGUCUAACUAAUACCCUGCCGGCGUCCUUUUUAUGGUGCCAGCACAGCGUCCAAGCUAAUUUUUCUUUUACCAGCACCAUGGUGUGAAAGAAAAGAAACUUUCCACUUCUUUUGCGCUGGAGAAAGAGCUCCAUUAUCCCAACUCCAAACUCUCUGAUCCGGCUUGCUCAGCUUCGACCGGUGUACGAUGAGAAGAUUUAUUCCCGUCCUUGUCCGGCCACACCACAAAGGAGCAAGGACAAGCAU